AUCACAGCCAUUGAUAUUUUGGUCUAUAAAAAUCACAAUCACAAAUUUCAAUACACAAAAUCUUAGGGUUAGCCAAGUUCCAACCUUUGCCUCUUCCUUGAUCCAACCUCUCUCAAAAUAAAUAAAUAUAUUUUACAGUUUUUUUUUCCAUUGUAAUAAUGAAUUUUUUUUUCUAGCUCAAGAACAGCACAGAACAGCUAAAUAAAAACAAAACCUUUUUCUCUGACAAAGGCCGUUGUCUUUAUCAAAACCUGGCUAAAGAAAGGCCAGCAUCUCUUAUGCAGGUUAGGAAUUGGGUUUUCCUAGUUGGCGAAGAUUUUGGUUCACUCUGGCCGCUGCAACAAACUCAAAGCAUUCUCACACCUCUAGGAGGGUGUGGGGUGAUAAUGAGGGUGUGAUAUUUCUUUGUGCUUUAAGGCGAUCAAGAUCAUCUCAUGUUUGGAGGCUGUGUCGUGUUUCAGAGGGCUUGUCACUUGAUUAUGGCUAAGUUUUUCUAGGUUGCUGUAAGCUUGAUGAUAGUUGAAGAUAACAAGUUAGCAAAGUCGGGUCUUCUGGGCUCCUGGAGUCUGGACGUUAGGAAGAAGAAAUACCAUAGUUGCUUGCUGAUAGCAUUCUUUAUGUAAUUCAAGUCUUGGCAAUUGUGGACGUGUAGCUUGUGUUAGUGUUGUUACAAUGGUUAGGUUCUCAUGCUUCAGUGUUCGCAUCCAUUCUCACAAAUCAAAGAAAACAGCCCAACCUUCUGAUGAAGCAAGGCAUAAGAGUUUAGAAGAUCUAUCUCAAAUUCAAGCUCUGCCAUUGACUAAAUCUUCAAGCUUAAUACUUCCAAAGGCACAAGCGGGUAAUCAAAUUAGUAAUGGUGUCAGGGAUGCUACAAGAGCUGAUGUAUCUCUUGAACAAAGCUGGAAUUCUGACAAGACUGAGAACAAAAUGGAUGACAAGAAUGACAUCGGAGCCCAUCAGACAAGGCUUAUUAGGAAAAGUCAGUCUCUAGGUAGUGGAUUAUGCCAUGAAGGAAGGGUUCUAUGUGACAAUGAUACUGAGGAGAUAGAUCAAGGAGUCUAUAGUGAUUCCCUUGAUCAGAAUGGGUUACUCAGACCAGAUGGAAGCAAGGAUUCAGGAAUAAGCACAACUAGUGAGCAUGAGAAAGCCCUGCAACUAGGAUCUUUUCAUGGGAGUAACGGUUUUGUUAAGAAGGAAUGCAUAUUCUCAAUUGACAAUCGUCAUUAUUCUGAAAAGGAAGGACCUGAAAAUUCUGAUACUCCAUUUUCUGGUGAUGGUGGCAAUUUAUCUGGUAACCAGUCACCUCACAGCCCUCCUAUGUUCGAAAAGUCAUGCUCCUUUUCAGACAUGGGCCCUUAUGCACUGACUUCCCAUAGACAUUCUUAUGAAUAUUUAGCACCACAAUCAAGAUCUUCUGAGGACCUACAUGCUCUAGGCAUGAGGUUGACAACGAUUUCAAUUCAGGGGGGUGAAACUCGGAAAAUGAAAGAGCAAGGAAGGGAUGAUAACAUGCCUAAUACUGAGGAAAACAAUAGUGGAAGUUGUAUUGAUGAAGGUUUUGAGUCUUAUAAUUACUCAGCUUUGGCACAGAACUGGAUAAUGCCGGUUAUGGAUGAGGUGAACUUGGCAAAAGAUCUUCAAGGGGAAUCCUCCACUCAGCAGUGGGAAGAAUUGCCGAGUAAGGAUUUUAAAAUGAAGCGUAUCAAGGAUUGGGUAAACAAUCUUCAACACUUUGGCCCUUUGGAAGAAACAAAUGGAUUGCCUGGUACUGAUGACCCGGUAAAGGGAGAUUCCAAUGAUUUGACUUCUGCAAAGGUUGAUAAUAAGGACACUCCUGGCAUAGAAGCUGCUAAAAGAUACAUCUCUUCUUUGAGUGUCUCUGCUACCACGGCUCAUCUGUCAAACCAUGGGCUGGCAGUGAUCCCGUUUCUUGGUGUAUUUGGUAGCCUAAGGAUGCUUAAUCUAUCCGGGAACUCUAUAGUGAGAAUAACAGCUGGUGCCCUCCCUCGAGGACUUCAUAUGUUGAAUUUGUCAAGAAACAAUAUUUCCACCAUUGAGGGUUUACGUGAGCUUACCCGCCUUCGUGUACUUGAUUUGAGCUACAAUCGUAUAUUCAGAAUUGGACACGGUCUGGCAUCAUGUUCCUCCUUGAAAGAGUUAUACUUGGCAGCAAAUAAAAUAAGCGAGGUAGAGGGUCUCCACCGUUUGUUGAAACUGUCUGUGCUGGAUCUGCGUUUCAACAAAAUCUCGACAACCAAAUGUCUAGGCCAACUUGCAGCCAACUACAGUUCCUUGCAAGCCAUCAGCUUGGAAGGAAAUUCGGCCCAGAAAAAUGUUGGAGAUGAACAACUCAAGAAAUAUCUGCAAGGCCUUCUUCCCCAUCUGAUUUACUUCAAUCGGCAGUCAAUUAAAGCCAGCACUUUGAAAGACACUGCCGAUCGAUCAGUUAGGUUAGGCAUCAGCAGCCAUCAAUUUGAUCGUGGCCUCAGGUCAGAUAACAAGGCUGUGAGAAAGGCUAGCCAUGGUCUUGGUGGUGCAAGGCCAUUACCUUCAUCAACUCAUGCUCGUAAAAGUCAACCUGUGAUCUCAACUAAACGGUCAAGUGGAAGGCAUCUCCGUUCACAACCAAGUGGAACCCAAGCAACAACCAGUCUUCGUCAUCAUGAUCUUGGUAGCAAACUCCUGAACUUUAGAUCAGAGUCGUCCUCUGUUCACAGGAGUCGAAGUGAGGGGACACUGGGAGCUUUCUAGGAGAUUCUAUUAUACUUUCAAAAGUCCGGCUGGAUCAUUACUUUGGUUAUAUGGGGUUUCCUAUCUCAGAAUUAUUUGUUACUCAAGGCAGUUGCUUGUUAUGCACUAGAAUUAUCCUAUGUUUUGGUUUACCCUGAUCGCGAGUGGUGUUUAUUUUCUUGCA
Molecule: messenger RNA, 2914 nt
Organism: Populus nigra (black poplar)
Lineage: Eukaryota; Viridiplantae; Streptophyta; Magnoliopsida; Malpighiales; Salicaceae
Exons: 5
Coding region: 673-2751 (692 amino acids)
Cellular component (GO): cytoplasm
Molecular function (GO): protein kinase binding
Source: RefSeq, a predicted model, not a curated record